UUGAUCGCGCGUAACGAACAGUGAUUGACAGAUCCGCUACGCGGACGCAGAUUAACAGCGCACGCGACUCGCAUACGCGCGGGCUCUCUUCUUGCUUUCAGGGUAUCUGCUGCUCUACCCCUUUCUCUCCUCUCCGUUACGUCAGUGCCAAUCAAGAGGCGACCGUUGCUCGCGGUCGCACACCUCGCCAGUCGCGCGCGGGCUUCCCUCUCGUCCACACGUGUCACGCAGAGAAUAGCCGUUGAUAUAUCAUCUCUUUACGGCGCCCCGUGAACACUCUCCGAGGCGACGGCGUCCGCAGUAUCUUAUUCCCCGCCGCGCCUAGGCCUGUGUUGGCGCAUCCCGUUGAGCAUAGCGGAUUUGACUGCUAGGGGUGAGACAGUACCUGGCCCAUUUCAAGAAGACGCUCGUCCGGUGGCGAACAGGCGUAAGUGCUGCGUUGUGAAAUAAUUCGUGCGGCAUGUAUCGCCAACAGCAGAGACGAAAAAUGUGUCCCGCCAGACUUCUCGCUUAUCUAAGCGUCGGCGUCGUGGUGUCAAGUGGUUCCGCUGCCGUGAAAGAGCAAGCUGCAGACAUCUGUACAUCCGUGGGAGACUUUUGCGGCACCUCCGAAUGCGUGCCUGAUGUAAACGCCUCGUCUUUUACGUGCAAGUGUGACACUGAACAGCAAUACUUCAAUGCCACUGCACGUCGGUGCUAUCAUUUAUACUCUUGCUUGCACAACCAAUGUCGUCACUUGCCCUGCGUGGAUGGGGACGGAUACCAUGAAGCUAACUGCACAUUUGAAAGCGACGCAGACCCUCAAGCGAUUCGAAAGCGCAUUUGCGUUGAUAGCGGGGGACGAGUGAAAGAAAGUCAUGGUGAAGCCGGGUUGGAAUGCGUGUGUCCUCGACGAUCUCAACUCAUUGAUGGAUUAUCUUGUCUUCCUGACAAAAACUGCACCCCGGAGGAAAUCAGUAACUGCACGAAAAGAGGCCGCCAGUGCGUUCUUCUGGGAGCGGAAGCGCAGUGCAAAUGCCCGGGCAACUCAGUCGAACUUGCAGACAAGUGCUCCGGUGAAUGUACCUUCGAAAAACAGACUGAAUGCCGCUCUCCACUCAGCUCGUGCAUUGUGUUGGCUGGCACGGAAACGUGUCGCUGUCAUCCUCCUCUUGAGUGGGAUUUUAUUUCCAAGCACUGCGUACCAGCGAAUGAAUACGAAUAUACCGUUACGUUUAAAGUGCACCCGGAAGCAUCAGAGCAAGAGGGAACAUUGGCUCAUUGCAACGACACAGCCUGGUUGGCCAAUGUUCAUGAAGCUAUGAAGAACUUAUACGGGAAAUCGCUCACGAAGAGUGCUGUGCAUGAAUGUGGCGAGAUAGUGACUGGGAAGCUGACGUUUUCGGAGGAGCCUAAUCAGUACGUGCUUCAAAGGAUUCACCUUUGCGACAUAAGGGCAGGAAGCGCGGGGUGUUUGUUUCCUCCUCUCUUACGCGUCGUCAGAGAAAGUGUUUCAGGUCCAGAUCCUAUUGACGUAUGCACCGAGUACUUUCGAGGCGUCCACAAAGAAACAAACGAUUCCUAUCAUUGCACUGCUGAAGGAAAUGGGCGCUAUACUCUUCGCUGCACUGGCGGCCUUGUCACCGACAAUAUUGUACGGGGUGGUCUGCUAGUUCAGCACUGCCAAGGCGAGCACUUCCAUCCCUAA
This is a messenger RNA of Rhipicephalus microplus (southern cattle tick), 1687 nucleotides long. RefSeq lists its product as uncharacterized. Lineage: Eukaryota; Metazoa; Arthropoda; Arachnida; Ixodida; Ixodidae. The record is from RefSeq and is a predicted model, not a curated record.